This is a messenger RNA of Scylla paramamosain (green mud crab), 1275 nucleotides long. RefSeq lists its product as uncharacterized. The coding region runs from base 261 to 998 and encodes 245 amino acids. The transcript has 2 exons. The record is from RefSeq and is a predicted model, not a curated record. NCBI's taxonomy places the organism in Eukaryota, Metazoa, Arthropoda, Malacostraca, Decapoda, Portunidae.
AGCAAACGAGAUCUCGCAACUGAGAGGCAUACCUGGUGAAGCUUCGAAUAUGAGGAACGAAGUUUGAACCGAGUUACCGAGACAGUGUUCAUUAGGCGGCCCUGACCUGUCCUACUGUCCUGUACCUCGCCUCCACUACUGCCAUAUUCUGCACCUCCCAGCGGCCUGACGGGUGGCAACUCUGCAGGAACAGGUGUGUGCUGGGUGAAAAGACAUUACGGCGCCAUAUCAUACUCGUGACGGCAGUGUGAACAACGAUCAUGUCUAGGAAGUCGUACAGUCCUUCAGCGCCUCCCCCAUACAGCGUCGUUGACCCUUACCUGCCAUACACCAACCACAGAGCCUCCACGCCUCCUCACAGCGGGAACACAGCCUCUGCCGAAGUACCUAACCCAGGAGAAAAUAAAACGAGUACAUCAGACACAGCCUACACCCACGGCCGCUAUUCCUCCCUCGGUAGUAACACAAGCCCCCUCCCCCCUAAAACCUCCGGCCCAGUACCCUCGCCCACUGAGAAUACAACUUCCGUCACCUAUACACCUCAUCCCCAAGCUCCAGCCUCGGCAUUCCAUCCCUAUACGCCCUCUCCAGCCUCAACAUACCAACAUUAUACAACGCCAGCCUCGGCCCUCCUAUCCUACUCCUAUCCACACACUGCAGCCGCCCAAUACGCAGCUCCCUACCCUUAUGGAUAUACAGCUCCUUCAGCUUACUCCCCUUACACCACAGCUCCUACAGUCAUUGUGGCGCUGCCGAAUCAGACCCCGCCAGCAGCCUACGCCCCAUAUCAAGUCCCGGGUGUGAUGAUGCAAGGGGAGGGUACCGUGGCCGCGCCUGAUCAGUCGUUUAAUGAUGAGAGUGCGACAAGCUCAUGUAAAGUGCAUGGGAGUGACUACGUGCCCCACCAGCAUCCUCUCCAUGGCCACCAUCCUCUCCUCGGCUACCACUACCACCACCAGCUCGGUCAACACCACCACCACAAUCCAGGGAACCAGUAGUAAGCGUGGUAUGGUGCUGGCGUCAUCACAACUACCCCAUGCGGCCAUAUGUGCAGUCUUGUUUUGGUUUUAAUUAGUGCUACUUUUCAUCGAAGGGGAAAGUGAAGAAUGGGAUUUUGUAAACGCUUAAUUACCUGUUAACUUUUAAUGACUGAACCUAAUGACGUAAUGAUUGUGAAUACUUCUGUUUGAAUAUUCCGGAGAGUUUUAGAUGCCGAUCAGGUUUUAUAUGAUGUUGAAAGCUUUGCAUAGAACCAAAUAAAGUUUAUGAAUAUGU